Molecule: messenger RNA, 588 nt
Organism: Orbicella faveolata
Lineage: Eukaryota; Metazoa; Cnidaria; Anthozoa; Scleractinia; Merulinidae
Product: large ribosomal subunit protein uL5-like
Biological process (GO): translation
Cellular component (GO): ribosome
Molecular function (GO): structural constituent of ribosome
Source: RefSeq, a predicted model, not a curated record
AUUUUAUCGUUGGCUCUUUAAGGUUCAGGCCAAACAAAAUCCCAUGAAGGAGCUACAAAUCAGGAAGUUAUGUCUGAACAUUUGUGUUGGUGAGAGCGGUGACAGACUGACUCGGGCUGCCAAGGUUCUUGAACAGUUAACUGGACAGCAGCCAGUCUACUCCAAAGCUCGAUACACAGUGAGGUCCUUUGGAAUUCGAAGGAAUGAGAAAAUUGCAGUUCACUGCACUGUGCGAGGUGCCAAGGCUGAAGAAAUCUUAGAGAAGGGCUUGAAAGUGAAGGAGUAUGAACUGAACAAGGAGAAUUUCUCAGCCACAGGAAACUUUGGGUUUGGCAUCCAGGAACAUAUUGAUCUUGGUAUCAAGUAUGACCCAACUAUUGGUAUUUAUGGAAUGGAUUUCUAUGUUGUACUUGGCCGUCCAGGAUUCAAUGUGGCAAAGAGAAGAAGAGCAAAGGCUCAUGUUGGUGCCCCUCACAAGAUUUCUAAGGAAGAGUCCAUGAAAUGGUUCCAGCAAAAGUUUGAUGGAAUCCUCCUUGCAAAGAAAAAGAAGGCCUGAAUUAUACAUUGAAUAAACAAACAGAAACAACA